AUGCAUUUGUUAGAAAUUUUUUUUCUAAUAAUUAAUUUUGUAUAUAUAUUUUUAACUAUAACUUCUGUUCAUGUUAGAUGUCCACUUUAUAUUAAUUCAAAACCACCAUGUUUUUUAUAUGUUGAUGUGAUAAACGAUCAAUUUUUUGCUAAAACUGUUACAAUUUUACCAAUUGAACUCUUACAAUAUUUAAUAGAUAUACGAAAAAGAACUUCUUAUAUUUCAAAUGGCAUAUUACCAAUGAAUAAAUAUCUUAUAGGUAAAAUAAACCAAACUACCAUGGUAAGAAUAUGUUUAAAAUAUAGAGUUAGAUAUCAAUAUCCAACAUUUCUUCGCUUGUAUACAAGCCAACCAAUGACAAGAUAUGAAUUAAAUAUGCUUCGAUAUGGUAAUGUUAAAAAAAAAGAUUCUUAA
This is a messenger RNA of Strongyloides ratti, 414 nucleotides long. RefSeq lists its product as hypothetical. The record is from RefSeq and is a predicted model, not a curated record. Lineage: Eukaryota; Metazoa; Nematoda; Chromadorea; Rhabditida; Strongyloididae. The transcript has 2 exons. The coding region runs from base 1 to 414 and encodes 137 amino acids.